AUGUCGCAAAGCAACACAAACUCAUUACCCGAGACGACGACGGCAAAGUCGCCGGCCGCUCCAACACCAGACCAGGACUUCUACAACUGGUCCACCUUCUUCAACAUCUUGACUGGAGGCGCAACGCCGCAAGAAAGAGAAGCCUACUUCGACAUCAAAGACACAAUCAACGAGGAACGCGACAUCAAACGUGCUGAAAAAGAUCGCCAAUGGCUACUCGAGUACUCGCCCAUAGUGAGGUUCAUGCGCCACAACAUCAACCUGCUGGGCCAUGACUUGAACGAAACCAACAUGCGUGUUAAGCGCUGCACUACACAACAGAGCGGUGGCUUUGACCCAGAGUUUGGUAUUUUGUUGUGCGCCAACAAAUUCAGAAACAGAGGACAUAUGGAGGAUACCAUGGCCCAUGAGAUGGUGCAUGCCUAUGAUCAUCUUAGAUUCAAGCUGGAUCCUCUGGACCUCAGACAUGCUGCUUGUAUGGAGAUCCGCGCAUCGACUCUGUCAGGAGAGUGCCGUUUCGGUCGCGAAUUCUUCACUCGCGGGCAGUGGAACAUUACACAACAGUUGCAAGAGUGUGUACGAAGGAGAGCCACUUUGUCAGUCGCCAACAGACCAAGCUGCAAAGACAAUGCCCAUGCUGCUCGCGUCGUUGACGAGGUCUGGGACAGUUGCUUCAACGAUACCAGACCAUUCGAUGAGAUCUACAAGUAA
This is a messenger RNA of Aureobasidium melanogenum CBS 110374, 711 nucleotides long. RefSeq names its product mitochondrial inner membrane protease atp23. Lineage: Eukaryota; Fungi; Ascomycota; Dothideomycetes; Dothideales; Saccotheciaceae. Gene Ontology annotation, cellular component: extrinsic component of mitochondrial inner membrane. Gene Ontology annotation, molecular function: metalloendopeptidase activity. Gene Ontology annotation, biological process: mitochondrial proton-transporting ATP synthase complex assembly; mitochondrial protein processing. The transcript is spliced from 2 exons. Bases 1 to 711 code for a protein of 236 amino acids. The record is from RefSeq and is a predicted model, not a curated record.